Messenger RNA from Lactuca saligna, 441 nucleotides. The record is from the annotation of a GenBank genome assembly. NCBI's taxonomy places the organism in Eukaryota, Viridiplantae, Streptophyta, Magnoliopsida, Asterales, Asteraceae.
AUGUGGCCUAAAAGUGACUGCCCAUUCACUUUACUUCCACCAAAACAUAAGACACAGGUUGGGAGGCCUAAGAAGAAGAGAAGAAGGGGUGUUGAUGAGCCAAACAGCCAAGCUGUUACAAUGGCGACCCUCUCCUCCAAUCGAUUCUUUGAUCUUAUCAAACCUGGAAUCACCACCAAUGCCCUAGCACACAUAGGGGGAUCAGACCAUCGAAUGAAACCACAUCUUUUACAGUUCCAAAAUUGCCUUCCAGGGUUACGAUCCGUCCAUGAAGUGAUCUUCGUUGCUUCAUUCCCACAUCUGCAAGUCACCAUCUUUGAAUCAGAAGCGAUUGGAUGUCGUGAAGGGUGCAACUGUCGAGCAACAGUGGAAAGGAGGAGAGAUGAUCGACUGAUGAAGCUAAAGGAUUUGCCCAAAAAUCGGACAUGCAAUUUCUUUUAA